AUGACAUUCAGUACUUUAGACGCUGUUGUAUCUUUUUACAAGAACUAUGCUGCUAAAGUUGGCUUUGAUAUAAGGUCUAGUUAUGUUAUGAAGUCUAAGGAUGGAGUGAUUCUGUCAAAGUACAUUCUUUGUAGUAGAGAAGGGUAUAAGAAUGUUACCGAUAGUUCUAUAUUGAAUGUAGAUGAAGCAUCAAGUUCUUCAACUACAAAGAGGAGAAGAGUCUCAAAUAGGACAGGUUGCAAAGCGAGAAUUCUGUUCAAAUUCAUAGGAAGUCUUGGUUAUGUUGUUGAAAAAUUUGAGGAAAGACAUAACCACUUAUCUUUUGAUGCAACAUAUCAAACUAACAGGUACGACAUGGUUUUUACAUCGUUCACCGGGAUUGAUAACCACAAGAAAAGCAUUACAUUUGCAGUUGGAUUAUUAACAAAAGAAGACAUUGCAUCAUAUGUUUGGUUAUUUGAAUACUUUAAGAAAGCAAUGGGUGGAGAGCCAAAAGUAAUUGUUACUGAUCAAGAUCCAGCAAUGAGACAAGCAAUUCCAGCAGUGUUUAGUGAAGCUAGGGAUCGUUUUUGCAUGUGGCACAUUAUGUGCAAGGUGGGUGAAAAGGUUGGUUUUGUGCUAAGUAAGAAUGAAAUUUUUAGGAAGAAAUUGAACUCUAUUGUGUGGAGCUCAUACUUAGAACUUCUUGAAUUCGAGAAUGAAUGGAGAUCAAUCAUGGAAGAGUUUGAUUUAGUCAAUAACAACUGGUUUGUACAAAUGUUUGAGUUGCGAAGAUUUUGGAUACUAUCCUAUUUCAGAGAUGUUCCUAUGGUUGGUUUAUUGAGGACUACAUCACUCUCGGAAGGUGAAAAUGGUUUUUUUAGUCGAUUUACUACCCUUCUGUCUAGUCUUGUCCAGUUUUAUAUGCAGUUUGAGCGUGCUUUGGACUCUCAAAGACACAAUCAUGCAAAACUUACACGUGAUAGUGAGGGGAACAUCCCAGAAAUGAAGACACCUUUGCCCAUUGAAAAACAUGCUUCAACUGUAUACACACUCUCUAUUUUCUAUGAUAUUCAGAAGGAAAUAUGCACAGCAUGUUUUAAUUGUCGAGUUUUGAGUGUUCGAGAAGAUGGUGACAUACUAUAUUAUGAGAUCAAAGAUGGCAGUGAUAGAAAGUUUACUCUGGAGCACAAUGUAACUUAA
Molecule: messenger RNA, 1182 nt
Organism: Ipomoea triloba (trilobed morning glory)
Lineage: Eukaryota; Viridiplantae; Streptophyta; Magnoliopsida; Solanales; Convolvulaceae
Product: protein FAR1-RELATED SEQUENCE 5-like
Exons: 3
Coding region: 1-1182 (393 amino acids)
Biological process (GO): regulation of DNA-templated transcription
Source: RefSeq, a predicted model, not a curated record